AACUUGCAAACCACUCAAAAAAAUAUCCAAACAAACAAACAAAAAGGAAAUAAUAAAGGGUAAAGGUUAUAAUAAGAAAUUAAGAAUGAUGACAAUAAUAUCACACCUAUUGUCCACUUUGUCUAACAUAAAAUUAUUAAAUAAGAAAAGAUGGAAAAUUAACAGAGAAGGAUAAGAGGAAAUGCCUUCCCACUUUCCCAACAUUAUUUUAUCUUAUUAGUUUUUUUUUUCCACCAGAUUCCAACUAAAAUAAAAUACCAAAACAAAACUAUAUUAUAAAAUAUAUAAAUGUUUAAUCAUUACAAACAUAUUCAUCUAUUCUUUCCCUUUCAAUUAUUUAAAAAGAUUUGUAAUGUUAUUAAUUUUUUAAGCUCCUUUCAGACAGACUUUGGAAAGUUAGAAUUUAAGAGCCUAAAUUAGCUCAACAACAGCACAAAAUAAUCAAUAAAAGAAUUACCAAAUAUCCUUUUCUUUAUUACCUCAAACCCCUCCUUUUCUCCUUUCUUCUCCCAUUUCAAAAGUCUCAAACUCACAAAUUCCAAAAAUCAAAAUUUUUCAUACACCACCUCCAUGAAUUUCUUCUUCUCUGCCCUUCUUCUCAUUUCUUACUUCUGAAAAACUCGCAAAAUUCAGAAAUUAUAUUUUCAUUUUAAUUCGAUUUUCGCCUAUUUUCUCCAACAAAAACUCAGUUAGUUAAGCACUGCUUAAGCUUAACUUCAAGCUUCUGUAAUCUUAAAAUAAAAUUAAGCUUCAAGUCUGAGUUUUCCAGAUUGAAAUCCUUCUGUGAAAGUUCCAUACCUUCUGAGCAGUUGCCAGUUUGAUUUUUUCCCCCUGUCCCCUCCUUUUUUUUUUUUGUCCUUCAAAACUUUACAUUUCUGGGUGUCAAAGUUCAGUCUGGUUUUCUUGCUGGGUUUGAAGAAUUUCAGCUUUUUUAAUUCGAAGUUGAAAGCUUUAAUGAAUUGAGCAGAAAUUCGAAGUGGGUUUCUCCUGAUUUCUUGAGGAAAUAUUUCUGAUAAGCCAAAAAAAAAAAUUCAAGGGUUGAAAAAACAGGGAAAGCUUUUAGGGUUUAAGGAAAUGGAAGCAAGAGAAGUAGUAGUUAGUAGUGGUGGUGGGGUUACGGUGGUGGGAUCCGAUGCUCCGUCGGAUUACCAAAUUUCUCACAGGUCAGAUCAUUCCAACUCUGCCGCUCCUCCUGGAUCAGCCCAAUUCCCUCCGCCGCAGGCGGUGGUCGGAGCCCCGUCGCCGAUGUCGGCGGGGAUGCCCGUCAAAAAGAAGAGAGGGAGGCCAAGGAAGUACGCCCCUGACGGAAGUGUGCCCAUGGCUUUAUCACCCAAGCCGAUCUCCUCUGCCGCUCCGGCGCCUCCGCCGGUGAUAGAUUUCUCCUCCGAGAAGCGCCCUAAAGUGAAAUCGGUCACCAAGAAAUACGAGCCACCUCCUCCACCACAGCAGCCACAGGCACAGGCAGAGAACUUCGAAUAUGCACCUGCUGUGAACGAUUGGGUCGCAUGCUCUGCUGGCGCUAAUUUCACUCCUCAUAUCAUCACUGUAAAUGCGGGCGAGGAUGUUACGAUGAAGAUCAUAUCCUUCUCUCAACAAGGUCCUCGCGCUAUAUGUAUACUCUCUGCCAAUGGUGUCAUCUCCAGUGUCACCCUUCGUCAGCCUGAUUCUUCUGGAGGUACACUAACUUUCGAGGGGCGCUUUGAAAUACUAUCCUUAUCUGGGUCAUUCAUGCCUACUGAUUCAACGGGAGGGACAAGGAGCAGAUCUGGCGGCAUGAGUGUCUCGUUGGCAAGUCCAGAUGGUCGAGUUUUGGGUGGCGGUGUCGCUGGUCUGUUAGUAGCUGCGGGUCCAGUUCAGGUCGUGGUAGGCAGUUUUCUGGCGGGGAAUCAGCACGAGCAGAAGCCAAAGAAACCAAAACCAGAUUCCUUCACCAUAACAACAACAACAACCACAACCAAUGCCAUUCCCAUCUCAGUCGCUGAUCCUAAAUCUGGAAUCACAUCGACCUCGUUCCGAGGAGAUACGUGGUCUUCUAUUCCAGCCGAUUCGAGAAGUGAACAAGGCAAGAUUAACAUGACAGUACAUGCAGGGUGAGUCUUUGCUGCUUCUUCAGCAGACCACAAAAUCAUCCAAGAGAGUUGGAAUCAUUUGUAGGAGCAACAUGAUCUCUCACCUUGUGUUUAUCUCUUUUUUUCCCUGUUAAAUUCGCGUCUUUUGUUGUGUUCUUGCCUGUGUACACAGUUAAUUCUUGCCUGGGAUGUCGAUUUUUCGGUUGAGUUAUUAUUGUUUAGAUGGAGAGAAAAAAAGAGGGUUGCUAGUGAUUAGUUGGGGGUGGUUAAUUAGUGAGAGGCUGCUGCUGCUGCUGGUCUCAUUGUAGAAUACAGGAUGAUGAUGUACUAUUUAUUUAGUUAUAUCUUCAGGGUGACUCCUCUUACUGUCGUUAACUUUGAGAGUGAUUUGCAGAGUUUAAUACUGCACUGCCUGUUGUUUCGCCAUGGAUUGCUCAUUGAUGGAGGAUCUAUAGACUGGUUCUUCUGAUUGUCUUACUGAAGAUGAGAAAAAGCAUGUCCCUCCUAAACUUUGACUUUCUUGUUCUACACCGACUUUUUGGAAGUUCGUGAGUCUCCAUUGAACCACAAAUGCAGAUGGAUGUGUUCCCAUUAACUCAAAUUAUAAUGUCGUGAAAGUUCUAAAUUCACACGAAAUCUGCGAUGUAUCACAUACUUUUUUUACAUUGUUUUCUUUCAAAUAGUUUUGUACCAGUUUAGCAAUAGUUUUUAGCAAUUAAACGAGAAAAACUCGAGCCACUAAUUCUUCUAGUUCAACUGUUCGAUCUGGUUCUUGACCAGCAGUUUGAUAGGUCAAAAACAAUGUCAAAUGCCAACCAAAUUCAAUGCCCUGAAAUGCUCAAGAUUCUGUCAAUGUCAUGCAUUGUCGACCAGGGGCGGUCUAGACCUAGUGGUGAUUGAACAGUGGUUUGAAGUCAACUUACCCAUAAAAAACACGAACCGUUAUGAAUGGGUUAAUGUUGAGCAAGUUACGAUUACGAAAAUCUCUAUUAACAAUAAUGUGAGUGUGUGAAUCGUUGAUCUCCACAUUCUAUUUCUUCCGUAAAUAAUACUAUGAUAAAGAAUUGUCUAUUUAUCAUCGUACCACAAACCAAUCUUCUUAUCUUUUAAUCACUCUCCAUUGACCAUAAACUUUGGAGGAGAACAGAAGAUUAUAUGACAGAGGACAAAUAUACCAACAACCAUUAGACUUUGGAUGUAUGCUCCACUAUUAAUUGAGAAAAAUUUCAAUAAUUUUCGACGGUUAAUCUUGUGAAAUUUUAAGAUUGUAGGUUGUUCUUUUCUUGAUCCAUUCAUUUUAAUAAAACGAAUGUCUAUUCACUGUUCAUAAAAUUAAAAAUAUAUAUAUAUAUAUACAUAUACGCAUGUAUAAAAUUAGUCCAUUUAAAAUGUAACUCACUCAAUUAUUUUCAUCCUGCCCAACCCAACCCUACUCAUUUACCAUGGUAGGAUAUGAUCUUUAAGUAUUUCGUUCAUGUCUCGACGGAUCAAUUUAGAUGGCAAAAACCACCAUACCUAGACUAAGACAUCCCUACUAGUGAGCUUACUUUAAAAGCGAGUAUAUUAGUUUAAAACAAAAUAACAAGACCAAGACUUUGGACUUUGGUUUGGUUAUAGCCUUAUAGGCAGAAUUUGUUUAGUAACAUACGAUAGCCAAUGGGAAACUUCUAUAGCAGUGAACUUGCCACCUCAACCACCCAAAAAAAUAAAAAUAAAAAUUGUUC
Linum trigynum is the source of this 3793-nucleotide messenger RNA. NCBI's taxonomy places the organism in Eukaryota, Viridiplantae, Streptophyta, Magnoliopsida, Malpighiales, Linaceae. The record is from the annotation of a GenBank genome assembly.